ACAUGAUAAAAAGACCAACGAACAAGGACAGUGAAAAUGAGAUUCUUCGUAUGCAGCAGGAGUUUUAUGCCGAGCAAAAUCGUGACGUAAACUUCCAACCCGCAGCCAAAGUGGUACGCGUGCAGCGGGAUGACGAAAAGCCGGCUAGCAUCGGGAAUGUACGACAAUCGGAGUUUGCCAAGCGUCGAGCACAACGACUUCAAGCAUCGACCGCACCCGAGCCGGUGGAAGCUAUGUGCACGGAGGAUGAACCUACGGAAGCAACGCCCGAAGAACCAACCACAGAAUCGUUGGUAAUGGGAGAAGUCGUAGAACGUAUUCCGGAAAAGAUAUUCCACGGUUCCGAUGCUACUGCACCGGGCGAAGGUUCUUUCCCCAAGACGUUACACAUUACGACGUAUCCGGGUGUUAAAUCAAAUGCGACCGAACAGAAGAAAAGUAUUUUUGCACAAAUGAUUUCGAAGGGAAAGGGAGACGCUUCGCAGCCGAGAAACUCGUCGGAACGCAAGGACAAGAUCGAGUUUGAAGAAGCAACAGGAAGUGCACUACUCGAAGGAUGGGACGCGACGGAGAUACACAAUGAUAACAUGCGUAAAUUGAAUCAAAUGUCGAUCGAGGAAAUCAACAAGGAGAGAAACCACCUGUUGAACACACUUGAUCCGAAGUUGGUGGAGUUUCUGAAAGCGCGCAAAAAGCCCAGCACUGAUACUAGUGUUAAGGAUCCGGUGGUCGAGAAGCAACGUACGGAGGGUAAGAAAUGUUCAAAUCCCGCUUUGGUUCCAGCCGGUAUGGAGGUGCUAAAGGAGAAGGGAUCCGAACAGUGGAUAAACUUCGACGUACUGGAACCGGAAAAGCUCGAGUGGACGAAAGAUAUCGAGCGCAGUGUGAAAGAGCUCAAUCCAGGCGAAUCGUAUGAAGCUCGUUUCGAUUGGAAGGGUGUUUUACAGCCGUACGUUGCUGGAUCCUCCAAUCCCGAACAAUCCCGAACAGACGAUCGAGAACUCUAUCUCCAUGGCGACGAUGCCGAGCGGCCCGGGUACACGCUGCAGGAACUGUUUCGCCUGGCUCGCUCGAACGUACUACAGCAGCGUAUUUCCGCCCUCGGAGCCAUCGCUGGAAUGCUAAACAUUAUGAACCAAGGGUUCUACGAUGGCGUGCUGGAGCUUCCAGUGUCGAAAGUGUUUUUCUUCCUUCGAUUUGCGCUCGAUGAAAACACACCUUCCGUGGUGGAAGUUGCGUCGCGAGCGCUGGCGAGUCUGUUCUACAACGAUACCGACGAGAUACUGCUCGAUACCCUGUUCGAUUCGGAGUACGGCAUGAUCCAACCGGAGUUGGCACUUAACAUCACUCACAGCCACGAAGAAGAACGACAUCAACAGCAACAACGCAUAGCAGCAAGCUUCGGGGCGAUGAAUCUGACUGGCGAUAGUUCGCGGGCCCCGCGGAAAGCCCACUUCAAAGCUAACCUACCCGAUCCGGACGAUCCGGACGAUGUGCAUAAUCGCGAAACGAUGAACGAUUUCCAUCUGGCCGAGACAGACCUGAUCGAGUGUUUGGCUCGAACGAACAUUCUCGAGCGCAUCCGAUACAUUUUGUUCGCGAUGAAGCCGGAAGGUGCAACGGUAAUUAAUUGUACGAAGGUAUUGAUUCGAUUGGCACGCAACAGUGAACCGAUGGCGUUGAAGAUAGCGACGAAUGAAGCACUUAUCGGUGGGUUGGUGAAAAACUAUCUCACCUCAAUCGAGUGCAGUGAUAGGGAGCAUCAACCACAGCACGUCGUGUUGAAGCUGAUGCGCAUCCUUUGUGGAUAUCGGCAUGAUUUCUAUCAGCAGUAUCUGAACCGUUUCCAUGUAGUAAACCUCGUGAAGCGAUAUGUCUUCAGCCGGAAGGAUAUUGAUGUAAACAUGAUUCAAAUACAGAUAGAAGCAUUCCGCUUCUUCCGGUUGCUGUUGCAAUGCAAGCCGGUCGAUGAAUUUUACAGCGAACUUUGGCCCGCCCUAUGCUACCUGCUCGAGUGGCACUAUCAGCAUCUCAUUUUCGACGAGGAUGGCCCAUUUAUCAUCCGCCAGCAUGCCGUCGCCUUGUUAGCUCUAAUUGGACCCGGGCUGCAGCAGCACCACCGGGAUGCAGAUGCAACAGCUUCCCGUGGUGCAAGUGCACAUCUUCCACCGCAACUUGGCGAAAAACUGUUUGCCUGCUGCUCGAAAUGGUUCACGGCGGCCAUACGCAAUGGUGCUAACGAGUUUUCGCAAAAGAUGCUUCUGGCGGGAUGUUUGUGGACGGUAUCCCGAGCCCAUGAUGGCAUCUUUGGGACGGAAACGUACACGGCGUUUCUGACGAAAUAUCUUACUCCAUUCGUACGGAGUGAACGGUUCGGCGAAAUCAUUCAAACGCUAAGCUCAUCGUCACUGGUGCUGACGCACUUUGAAGACCGGACGGAGUAUGGGAUCGCUUCCUUACCGUCGCUGGGCGCUGUACAGGUGCGCCGCUACCAAACCAUUCCGACACUAAUUGUGACGAGAAGCUAUCCCGUGUUUCUACUGCACGCUUUGCUACAUUUGCUGCUGGAGGAUGGUCAUAGUACUUCGCCUGCUGCUGCUGAGCUAAAGGAGCACAUUUUCGGAAGCACUUCUCAUCGCCAUUACUUACAGGCAGUGUGCGCCAGGACACGCUCGUCCAAUGAUGACCGGCGGAGCGGUGGUGCCGUUAGUUUGAUUGGAAAUUGGUUUGUUCAGACAAUCGAGCAGCGUUAUCUACUCGACGUGCUGCAGCUGGUGUUGGUAGAGGGCCGUGGAAAACGUACCACAGAGCUACCACAAGAUCCCGAUAGUGUAGCGCUUAGAACGAUUGGUCUUCAGCUCGCUUUCUUCCUAACGUACUCACUCAGUGAAGCAUUCUACCCGGCAUUGGUGCAACUGUUUGAUGAUAUUAUUUUUGUUCCCGGCUACUACACCGACUCGGUCAGGGAGCAGCUGAGCAUUACCGAAGCGGACAUGCAACGUUGGAAGUUAAACUACAAACUACUCGCUCAAAAAGCGAUCCAGAACGAGGUCAAUCUCACCCCGGUUCGGGAAGGAUUUACCGUAACGGAAUGGAAAAGUUCACUUUUGCGCCGCAGCUGGCCAUACAGUCCGCUCUAUCUGAUGGUGGAUAAGCUGGAGAAAGGUAUGCCAACGCUUGAGCUACUUACCGAAACCGCCAUCAUCAGUACGGGGCUUUGGUUCUCGGAGCUUGUCGAAGCGUCCGGUAUCUCGAUCGCUACUCCAACGGAACGGCUGAUGUACCUGAUGGCCGCUUUCCUCGGGCCCGACUCAAAGUUUCUCGAGCCUGAUCUAUCGGUUUUGAUUGAACGACGACUCGUGGCCCUACGCUCGCAAACUACGACCGGUGACAAUGUGUUUGAUUUCGAGAGGGCAAAAAUCGAAAACCGUAAAAGCUACUACGGACUGUAUCAGUUGGCGCUGGAUACGUUUCAAAGCUCGAGCUACGGUCACGGUGGGUUCGGAUGUCUUCUCAUGGUACCGCUAGCACAAAAGUACGAUGUCCGCUGGCGCAAUAUGGUGUGGUCGGAGUAUGUUGCCGUGCUACGAUUUAUCACCUGCAACGAGCAUGAGCUGUUUGGUGAGAUGGCACAGUAUCUGGAGCCGGCCGAGAGUGACACCGUGCUGCUUCGUUCUUAUGGACAGGCGCUCAACUCGAACCUACUACGACCGGGAUCGAUACCGCAUCGGAUAGCUCAUCACCACCUACAGGCGUACCGUGCGAAGGUGAAAGUGAUGCCGGCCUCGGACGGGGGCAAGCGACAGGAUGCUGCACUAAUGAAAGGAAACGGUGAAAGUAUCGGGUGUGAUAAAUAA
Messenger RNA from Anopheles maculipalpis, 3857 nucleotides. RefSeq names its product RNA polymerase II-associated protein 1. Gene Ontology annotation, cellular component: nucleus. The transcript is spliced from 7 exons. Lineage: Eukaryota; Metazoa; Arthropoda; Insecta; Diptera; Culicidae. The coding region runs from base 3 to 3857 and encodes 1284 amino acids. Gene Ontology annotation, biological process: transcription by RNA polymerase II. The record is from RefSeq and is a predicted model, not a curated record.